Messenger RNA from Fomitopsis serialis, 678 nucleotides. RefSeq lists its product as uncharacterized. The record is from RefSeq and is a predicted model, not a curated record. Lineage: Eukaryota; Fungi; Basidiomycota; Agaricomycetes; Polyporales; Fomitopsidaceae. Bases 1 to 678 code for a protein of 225 amino acids. The transcript is spliced from 2 exons.
AUGGCUCCCCCUCCGACGUAUGAAGAAAUCUGCGAUAUCGCCAGUAAGGCUGUCACCAUAUUCAAAGAUCAGGGCUAUGAGUGCUGCCUGUUCGGAAGCACAGCCUGUGCACUGUUUGGCACGACGAGAUGUCCCAACGAUGUGGAUCUCGUUGUUCUCGCGCCUGAUGAGAACACCGAAUACUUGAAGCAGCUCCUGGUGGACAAUGACGAUGAUGGACGGUUCUUCCUCGUACCCUCGAGAAAUCGUCGCGCAAAUUACGAGGUGCUAUGGUACCAGCUACCAUCCACCCGCCGCGGUGCGGAGCGUCAGUGCAAGGUAGACAUCCUGAUCCCAGGCGAUCUGAACAUCCCGGACAUCCCCAAAGGACAGGUCAAGCGCAAAAACUACCUUCCCGUAAUGCCACUGCUCCCCCUGUUGCUGUUGAAGCUGCAGGGAUGGACGGAUCAUCGCGACUCCAACCGGCGGGACUUCCGGGAGAAGCAACAUGUCGAUGUCGAGGACAUUGACGAGCUCCUGUCGAUUGCCUGCGGUACACACACACAUGUCAGCAGCAACAGCCUCAGCUGGCUGCCCGCGGACUUCGUCCAGGACGCCCAGGGGCGUAUCUACGAAUACGUGGACGAGUUCCCGCACUCAGCCUUGGAAUGGCAGACUCUCGGUUUCGAAUCAUACUAA